Messenger RNA from Rhinolophus ferrumequinum (greater horseshoe bat), 1598 nucleotides. RefSeq names its product SGT1 homolog, MIS12 kinetochore complex assembly cochaperone (gene SUGT1). Gene Ontology annotation, biological process: protein stabilization. The transcript is spliced from 13 exons. NCBI's taxonomy places the organism in Eukaryota, Metazoa, Chordata, Mammalia, Chiroptera, Rhinolophidae. Bases 135 to 1148 code for a protein of 337 amino acids. The record is from RefSeq and is a predicted model, not a curated record. Gene Ontology annotation, molecular function: protein-folding chaperone binding.
UUGGCUAUUUAGGACGGAAGCUCGGCUGGUGUGUCUCCAGAAGUUUCCCCCUUGGGCGGCCGCGGACCUGGUCACCUCGGUAGCGGCAGCUCCGGCGGCGGCGGCGGCGGCAGCGGCAGCAGUGACUGUUAGGGAUGGCGGCGGCUGCAGCGGGACCUGCAACAGCCCAGCUGUUUUUCCGGAGCUUCUCAGAUGCUCUGAUCGACGAGGACCCCCAGGCGGCGUUAGAGGAGCUGACUAAGGCUUUGGAACAGAAACCAGACGAUGCACAGUAUUAUUGUCAAAGAGCUUAUUGUCACAUCCUUCUUGGGAAUUACCGUGAUGCUGUUGCUGAUGCAAAGAAAUCUCUGGAACUUAAUCCAAAUAAUCCCACUGCUGUGCUGAGAAAAGGGAUAUGUGAAUACCAUGAAAAAAACUAUGCUGCUGCUCUAGAAACUUUUGCAGAAGGACAGAAUUUAGAUAGUGCAGAUGCUGAUUUCAUUGUCUGGAUUAAAAGGUGUCAAGAAGCUCAGAACGGAUCACAGUCCACAGUGUCUGCAUCCCAGCGGACUCAUCAGUCAAAAAUCAAGUAUGACUGGUAUCAGACAGAAUCUCAAGUAAUCAUUACCCUUAUGAUCAAGAAUGUUCAGAAGAAUAAUGUAAAUGUGGAAUUUUCAGAAAAAGAGUUAUCUGCUUUGGUGAAACUUCCUUCUGGAGAGGAUUACAAUUUGAAACUGAGUCUUCUUCAUCCUAUAAUACCAGAACAGAGCACAUUUAAAGUACUUUCAACAAAGAUUGAAAUUAAAAUGAAAAAGCCAGAGGCUGUGAGAUGGGAAAAGCUUGAGGGGGAAGGAGAUGUGCCUAAACCAAAACAAUUCAUAGCAGAUGUAAAGAACCUAUAUCCAUCAUCAUCUCAUUAUACAAGAAAUUGGGAUAAAUUGGUUGGAGAGAUCAAAGAAGAAGAAAAGAAUGAGAAGUUGGAGGGAGAUGCAGCUUUAAACAAGUUGUUUCAGCAGAUCUAUUCAGAUGGUUCUGAUGAAGUGAAACGUGCCAUGAACAAAUCAUUUAUGGAGUCUGGUGGUACAGUUUUGAGCACCAACUGGUCUGAUGUAGGUAAAAGGAAAGUUGAAAUCAAUCCUCCUGAUGACAUGGAAUGGAAAAAGUACUAAAUAAAUCAGUUUGCUACCAUUGCAUUGCGUAUAAUCAGCCAGUGCCCAUUGUGUGUUAAUAUUGCAUUCUUGAAUUUUGAACACGGGGUAUCUUUUUGAAAGAUUAUACCUCUUUACCUCUUUGUGCUUUAGAAGGUAUUUUCCUUCAAAGUGUUUUAAGAGUCUGAUGAAGAUCCUGUUGUAUCACUCUAUCCUUAAGGAUUUCAGACAUGUUGAAGUGAACUGAACUAUCACUUACUACUAGAUAGAUUAGUUCUACCCAUUCGUGGGAGUGCAGAUGUUGUUAUGGGAUAGCUCGGGUUAUUGCCUUAUUUUCAAUGCAGUAUUCUGUUAAUAAUUUAUCAGACUUGGCAACUUUGAGUGAGCAUAGAUUUCUUUAACUUCAGUGUAAUAUUGUUUGCUUUUAAAAACUGCUUUUGAAUGGAGUUGUAAAUACAAUUUUUCUAUGAA